GUAGUUCGGCGGCCGGGCAACGGCGGCGGCAGAGGCGGAGGGGAAGAAGGAGGAGGAGGGGGGGGGGGGAUCGAGCGCGGCCGGCGGCCAUUAUCUGCGAGCGCUGAGGCCGCGGAGGCUGCUGCGGGGCCGGGGGGGGGUCUCCAUGGGGGCUUAACCUCGCCCCCCCCUUCCCUCGUUCGUCCCCGGUAGGCCGCGGCCUAGGCGGGCGGGGCGGAUCCCCGGCCUCGCGUAGCGCCUGGCCGGGGGGGGGGCCAUGUCCCUGGUGGCCUACGCCAGCAGCGAGGAGGACAGCGACGCGGAGGGGGCCGCGGGGGAGGAGGAGGAGGAGGAGGAGGAAGGGGAUGAAGAUGAUGAUGAUGAGGGGGGGGGGGGAGGAGGCCGCCGCCCUGCCUCGGCCUCGGGGCCUUUUCGCCGCUUUGCCCCCCCCAAAACCUCCCGGCCCCCUCCUGGCGGCUUCCCCCCCCCCUCCUCCUCCUCCCCUUCCCCUCCUCCUCCUCCUCCGCCGCCUCCUCCUCUCCUCACGGCCCCCCCGGGGCCCCUCAAGGCCUUUGGGACCCCCUCGGCCUCUUCAUCUGGGGGGCCCGAGGAGCAGCGACCCAGGCCCGGGGGGCGGCUGCUGCUGCUGCCCCCCCCCAGGAACACCCCCCACGGGGUUGGGGGGGAUCUGAGCCUCCCCAGGGCCAAGAAGAGGACGGAGCCGGUGAGGAUCGUGGUGCCCGAGCUGCAGGAGGGAGAUUCAGAUUCGGAGGAAGAUGAACCAGCAAGGAAGAAAAAUACCCCCCAGGGGCGCGGCGAGGGCUCCGGCUUGUCCGCUCUGCUUCCUCAGCCCAAGAACUUGACGGUGAAAGAGCCCAACCGGUUACUUGUGCCCCACGCCGUCUCGAGGAAAGCAUCCGACAGCGCCAGCGAGGCAAAACCCGCCAAGACCCCCUCCUCCUCCUCCUCUUCCUCCAAACCCAAACCUCCGUCCAAGCCGGCGGUGCCCACCACUCCCUCCCCCUCUGCCAUCAAAGCCGCCGCCAAGAGCGCUGCCCUGCAGGUAACCAAGCAGAUCACGCAGGAGGAGGACGACAGCGACGACGAGCUCGAGCCAGAGAACUACUUCUCCUUGUCUGACAGGAGCCAGCCCGGCCUCGUGGCCUCCGAGCCCUACUCGUACCCCGGCGCGGCGCUGGCGGAGGAGCCGCCGCCCGGGACGGAGCCCGAGCCUCAAUUCCAGGACGCUGCUGCCAACGCCCCGCUGGAAUUCAAGACGGGCGCGGGUUCCAGCGGUGCUCAGCACGGCUGGCUGCCCAAAGCUGGGGAGGAGUACAGCAGCCAGCCCUACGGCCACUUCCCUGCUUAUGGGGACGCUGGCGUGCCGGGGGCGUAUUACCAGGAUUAUUACAGCAGCGGCUACUACCAGGAGGCAGAAGCAGCCCAGGGCGCGCCGCAGGAGACGAGCACCGACUCCUCCUUCCUCGACGACGAAGCGUUCAAACGCCUGCAAGGGAAGCGAAAUCGGGGGAGAGAAGAGAUCAACUUUGUGGAUAUCAAGGGUGACGACCAGCUGAGUGGAGCCCAGCAGUGGUUGACCAAAUCCUUAACAGAGGAGAAAACCAUGAAAUCAUUCAGCAAGAAAAAAGGAGACCAGCCCACGGGGCAGCAGAGGAGGAAACACCAGAUCACCUACCUGAUCCACCAGGCCAAGGAGAGAGAACUGGAACUGAAAAACACGUGGUCCGAAAACAAGCUCAGCCGACGGCAGACUCAAGCCAAGUACGGAUUUUAACGCCUCCAGCCCCACUUUUUGGCUGCUGGCCCGGGUGACCCACGGUGCCAGACCUUCGCAGACCGCCCAGGCCGUGCAGGACGCUGUCCGCUGGGGGCAGGAGGAAGAAGGUUGAAGGCAAACCAUUCCCAAAACUCCACCUGGAACCUUUCCCCUCGUCCUCACAAGCAGCACCGUGGAAGGUUGGCCCCGGCUCUGUUGGGUGCAGCUGGCGGCAGCCCCGAGGCGGCUGCGGGGAACUGGUGCGAGGCUCGGAGCUCUGGUCCUGGAGGUGCAGGGGCUGCGCCUCCUCCGAAGCAGCCUCGCCGCUGGAACCCGAGGCAGAGUCUCAAUAAACUUCCAUUGCCCGCUCUGCUCCUUUUUUUUUGGGCUCGCUGUGCGUUGAGAGUGUAAUUUUUCUUCCUGGAGGGCGCUGAGUUUCGAGAGCAAGCCUGGUUUUUGUGUUUUUUUUGUUUUGUUUUUAUUUUUUUGUCAUUUGAUUUGAACCAUCCUCGUGGCUGUUUAAUUUUGUCUGAGUAAAUCCCAUGCUCCUCUCGUGGGUGAUUUAUUCUC
This is a messenger RNA of Anas platyrhynchos (mallard), 2326 nucleotides long. RefSeq names its product proline rich mitotic checkpoint control factor (gene PRCC). Lineage: Eukaryota; Metazoa; Chordata; Aves; Anseriformes; Anatidae. Gene Ontology annotation, cellular component: nucleus. The record is from RefSeq and is a predicted model, not a curated record.